CAUUGAAAGCAUGUCUAGACAAUAGUUGACAUUACUGGCUACAACCCGUUACCGACUAGCGUAGCGAUGGACGAAUAUGAAUGAAGGAAUGACCAUAUACAAAUGGAAAAAUUCCACAUUCAAGAAUCAAAUAAUUUUGGUUGAGCGAGAGCGAUUGUAAGCGGGGACUGAGAAAGAAGAACAGAGCAGAUGUUGAUAAGGGAUCUCCCAGAAGAUGUGGUAAUGGAAAUCCUUUCGAGGCUGCCCGUGGAAUCGCUGAUGCGAUUCAAGUGCGUAAAUAAAGCUUGGUACUUUCUUAUCAGAAACCCUAAUUUCAUCGCCAAACACCUCUUUUGGGCCACUUCUGAGAAACGCCACCGUGGGUUCCUUCUUAACCGCGAACACGAGAUUACCCGAACCCCCUGGGUCUCCCUCCACUCUAACAAAACCUUAGCGGUCUCCAGGUACGUGGAUUUGUUACAGUUCUUCCCUCGGGAUGUUCGGGAACUCGUGGUCUUCGGUCCCUGCAAUGGGAUUCUGUGUCUCUUUGGUGUUCCCGCUGAGCUUAACGACGACGACGACGAAGAUCGUGGACCCAGAGAUGGGCUAGUGUUAUGGAACCCUGCGACGAGGGAAUCAAAGGCGCUACCCAUAAUCCAACGCCCGGCAGAAAUGCCCACUACCUUUUCUUUCUGUUUCGGCUUCGGACUUGAUCCCAAGACUGGCGAUUUGAAGGUAAUUAGGAUUCUGAACUUCAAUUUUCUGCGAUGCCAAGUCGAGGUUUAUAACCUUAGUACUGAUUCUUGGAGAGUGAUCAACACAUCCGUUAACCCAAAUUAUCGUAUCAAUUCUCCUCGUUUUCCUUCCUACUUAAAUGGGGUUCAUUAUUGGUGGGCUUGUGAGCGUGGCGGCUCGGGCCACCGGUUGAUGCUUUCAUUUGAUAUGAGCAAUGAGGUGUUCCAAGAGAUAGCGUUGCCUCCCUUAACCAAAAGACCUUCUUCUGAGGCUAUUGCUGUUAUUAAUGAUUCUGUAGCUUUGAUUUUAGUAUACAAUGAUUUGGCGAGGAGAUUUUAUGAUAUAUGCGUGAUGAAUGAGUCUGGUGAGGAAAAGACUUGGACAUUGAUGUUCACAAUCGGACCCCGUCCACAUUUUAGCAGUCUGAUAGAACUUCGGGACGAUGGUUUUGUUCUUCUAAGAAAUAAAAAUGGAUGGUUGGUGUUAUACGACCCAAGAACACAAGAACAAAGAGAGCUUCCGAUAUAUGGUGAUUCCUUUCAGGUUGUUAGCUACACAGAGACCCUAGUUAUGUUAAAUGGAUCAGGGAGUGUGCUUGAGCAUGAAGAUUAUUCAUAAUAUAGUUGUGGAUUCUUUCUCGGGGCAACUCAACAGGAGUCCAGAGCAUUUUGGUGCGGGCACAUUUUGGAUUCAUUUCAUAUGUGGUAACCUACAAAAUCCACAUUUGGCAUGUUACUUUUGGAUUCAAAGUUUCUGGAAUUUCUGUGAAACCAAAAUUUUCUCG
Molecule: messenger RNA, 1498 nt
Organism: Juglans regia (Persian walnut)
Lineage: Eukaryota; Viridiplantae; Streptophyta; Magnoliopsida; Fagales; Juglandaceae
Product: F-box/kelch-repeat protein At3g06240-like
Exons: 1
Coding region: 190-1332 (380 amino acids)
Molecular function (GO): protein binding
Source: RefSeq, a predicted model, not a curated record